CUUUUCCUCGCAUGAACGUUAUCAAUCAACCACGAAGAUUAAACGAUAAAAAUGCAUAUAGCUAUACAAUUACUGAUAGCUAUCGUAAUAUCAGAAUUUAUCGCGAUCGUACCACAAGAUGUUGUACAGUCGUUGGUGGAAAGCAUCUACAACUUCACAUUCAACAGAUCACAUUUGAAUAAUCAGCGCCAGUUAAGAAAGGACAUAAUGAAGACUAAGAAGGACCUCACGAGCACGUCUUCACAGGAUGAGUUCUCCAAGUGGGCCAAACUCAAACGUAGACAUGACAAGCUACUCAAAGAACACGAGGAUAAUAAGCAAACUAACACCAAAGCGCAAGUAUUGAUAAAACCAUUCGUAAAGGUCGUCAUGUUCGCCAUACCUUCAAUUCUACAAUUUGGAGUAACUAUUGCGAAUGGAAAGCGCACUAUUAUACAUCUUCCACCUCAGAAUUGGUUUGGUAGCGUACUUGGUUUAGUCUUUUGUCUCCCCUUUAGUCCGAGAGGCACUAUAUCUGCUACUAUCUACGGCAUGGUCGUUAAGAGGGUAUUGAAAUUGCUCAAACAAUUCAAACAAGAUUUAGGUAUUAUAUUAUUUGGCGUUAGUCAACCAGAAGUGAAGAAACAAAAAGGGAAUGUAAGUGAAGACAAGAAGCAGGAUGCUAGCCAUACCAAGACACCACUCAAAGCAGAGUAAAUGUAGUAAUAAUGUUAUAUAAAUUAAAUCAUUUUAGAAACCUGCUGCUGAUCUC
This is a messenger RNA of Wallemia mellicola CBS 633.66, 751 nucleotides long. RefSeq lists its product as hypothetical. The record is from RefSeq and is a predicted model, not a curated record. Bases 52 to 696 code for a protein of 214 amino acids. Gene Ontology annotation, biological process: tail-anchored membrane protein insertion into ER membrane. The transcript is spliced from 2 exons. Lineage: Eukaryota; Fungi; Basidiomycota; Wallemiomycetes; Wallemiales; Wallemiaceae.